CCGGGGCGGGCCUGAAGGGGCGGCCGGGCGGAGUUAAAGGGCCGGGCCGCGGGCCGGUGCGUUCAGAACCGAAGUGGCGACGCCGGGGAUUCCGGAUUGAGGGCCUGAGGCCGAGACCCGAGGGUGUCCAGAACAGAGUCACACACAUAGCAGGGGCUGCCACAUGAUUUGCCACCUGAGUGCUGGAGAAAUGCAUGCAGAGCCCCUGGCGAAGGGCUGGCAUGUGGACGCAUUCAGAGGGAGAGCAGGAUGCCCAGUAGCCAUCACUCUCGGGCUUCUUGGCAUCGCCGGGGGAAUCGUUAUCCACCGUGAAAUCGGAUGCUGCCCAUCACGGAACACCUGCUGCGCCUGCUGGGACUGGAGAAGACCACCUUCCGCUUGUAUGCCGUGUCCGCGCUCCUCCUCUCCCUGCUCUUCUUCCUCUUCCACCUGCUGCUGCGGUUCCUGCGGCUCUGCUGGCACUUCUACGUCACCUGCCGCCGGCUGCGCUGCUUCCCCCAGCCGCCCCGGCGCAACUGGCUGCUGGGCCACCUGGGCAUGUACCUCCCAAAUGAGAUGGGCCUCCAGGAUGAGAAGAAGGUGCUGGACAACAUGCACCAUGUGAUCUUGGUGUGGAUGGGACCUGUCUUGCCACUGGUGGUUCUGGUGCACCCUGAUUACAUCAAACCCGUGGUGAGCGCCUCAGCCGCCAUUGCCCCCAAGGAUGACCUUUUCUAUGGCUUCCUGAAGCCUUGGCUAGGGGAUGGGCUGCUGCUCAGCAAAGGUGAGAAGUGGAGCCGGCACCGCCGCCUGCUGACACCUGCCUUCCACUUUGACAUCCUGAAGCCCUACAUGAAGAUAUUCAACCAGUGCACCAACAUCAUGCAUGCUAAAUGGCGGCGCCUGGCGGAGGGUCCAGUGGUCUCCCUGGACAUGUUUGAGCACGUCAGCCUCAUGACCCUGGACAGUCUCCAGAAAUGUGUCUUCAGCUACAAUAGCAACUGCCAGGAGAAGAUGAGCGAUUACAUCUCAGCCAUCAUUGAGCUGAGUGCGCUGUCCGUCCGACGCCAGUAUCGCCUGCACCACUACAUCGACUUCAUCUACUACCGCACAGCAGACGGGCGGCGCUUCCGUCAGGCCUGUGACACCGUGCACAGCUUCACCACCGAGGUCAUCCAGGAGCGGCGGCUGGCGCUGCGCCAGCAGGGGGCCGAGGCCUGGCUCAAGUCCAAGCAGGGCAAGACCUUGGAUUUCAUCGAUGUGCUGCUCCUGGCCAAGGAUGAAGAUGGAAAGGAACUGACAGAUGAGGACAUCCGAGCUGAGGCAGACACAUUCAUGUUUGAGGGUCACGACACAACGUCCAGUGGGCUCUCGUGGGUGCUGUUUAACCUGGCCAAGCACCCAGAGUACCAGGAGAAGUGCCGGGAAGAGAUCCAGGAAGUCAUGAAAGGCCGGGAGCUGGAGGAGCUGGAGUGGGAUGACUUGACGCUGCUGCCCUUCACCACUAUGUGCAUCAAAGAGAGCCUACGCCAGUUCCCACCCGUGACCCUGGUCUCCCGCCGCUGCACGGAGGACAUCAAGCUCCCGGAUGGGCGCAUCAUCCCCAAAGGAAUCAUCUGCCUGGUCAGCAUCUAUGGGACCCACUACAACCCCACAGUGUGGCCUGACUCCAAGGAACUGCAUCGGACAGAGCUUCGCCAUGGCCGAGAUGCGCGUGGCCGUGGCGCUGACUCUGCUGCGCUUCCGCCUGAGCGUGGACCGAACGCGCAAAGUUCGGCGGAAGCCGGAGCUCAUACUGCGCACGGAGAAUGGCAUCUGGCUCAACGUAGAGCCCCUCCCUCCGCGGGCCUGAGCCUGAGCGCCGGUGCGCCCCUGCGGAGCCCGGGGCCUAAGCCCCGCCUAGAGGCCGAAGCCCCGCCCUCGAGGGACCAGACCACGCCCCUAAGUCCUGUGGACAUAGGCCACGCCCCUCGAAGUCCAGGCUCCGCUCAGGGGGAUCAGGGUCCUCCACUGAGCAGCGGGUAGGUGCAGGCCACGCCCCUCAAGGCAAGGCCACGCCCCUUGAGUUCCAGGACCCACCCACCGAGUGCUGUCCUCUGGUUUGAGGGCCAGGCUAGGCCACACCCCUUGGGCCCAGACCCCGCCCCCAGCAUCCUGCGGCUUCAGGUCUUCAGGCCUCUCCCACGGAGCCUUCUAAGACCCUAAGGCCAGACAUCUAAAGCGUCCUGAAUUCAAGCCCUGCCCCACGCGGAUCUGACGGGCUUCUAAAUGGAGGACUUGGGAGCUGGAGCCCGAGGUCAGAGCCUUGAACCUGGAUAUCGCCUUCCUGAAGCCCCCAGCUCUGAUGGGCGAACUUCUCAGGCAUCAGGCUACCUCCUGUGGCCCUGCUGUUUGCUUUUCUUGUUUUGUAAACUCGAACUCUCCUUCCAAGCCCCUUCCUUCCUCCCUUACUCAAAGGCCCUUUGCUAAGGGUGUUGGUUUUUGUAGAAUAAAAGCAAGGGAUACAGACAUCCACCAUCAUCCACCCUCUAGCGGCUAGUCUAGUGGCUAGAGCAGUGGUUCUCAACCUUCCUAAUGCCGCGACCCUUUAAUACAGUUCCUCAUGUUGUGGUGACCCCCAACCAUAAAAUUAUGUUCGUUGCUACUUCAUAACUGUAAUUUUGCUCCUGUUAUGAAUCGUAAUGUAAAUAUGUGAUAUGCAGGAUGUAUUUAGGUGACCCCUGUAAAAGGGUCGUUCGACCCCCAAAGGGGUUGCGACCCACAGGUUGAGAACCGCUGGGCCCGACCCUGACAUCCAGAGCCCAGCACGGAAAUGAGGGACCUUGGACAGUUGGGAAGCAGCCGAGGGAAUCUGUGAGCUAGGAGGCUGGAAAAUCAUUUGUCCUUGGACAUAAACUGAGACUUUUUGGGACA
Molecule: messenger RNA, 2892 nt
Organism: Myotis myotis
Lineage: Eukaryota; Metazoa; Chordata; Mammalia; Chiroptera; Vespertilionidae
Product: cytochrome P450 4F22
Exons: 13
Coding region: 319-2004 (561 amino acids)
Biological process (GO): ceramide biosynthetic process
Cellular component (GO): endoplasmic reticulum membrane
Molecular function (GO): iron ion binding; monooxygenase activity; oxidoreductase activity, acting on paired donors, with incorporation or reduction of molecular oxygen
Source: RefSeq, a predicted model, not a curated record